UCCGCUCGGCUCCGCUCCGCCGCGUCCCGGGCAGGAAACGGCUGGGCAGGCAGCACCGCCCGUUCCGGAGCGCGGGGCCGCUCCGCUCCGCGCCGCCCCGGGGCGGGACCGCGGCCGGGCCGGGAGGAGCCGCACCUGCCCCGCCAUGUCGGGCGAGUGGCUGCGGCGCUGGCGGCGGGGCGGCCCCGCGGAGCGCCCCGGCGGAGCCCCGGCACCGGGCCCGGGCCCUCCGCCCCCCGCCCUGCGCUACCGCCGGCCCAAGUUCGUGCCCGGCGGCGAGGAGGCGCCGCGGGGCGGGCGGGCCGUGCGGGGCGCGGCGCCCGAGCGGCCGCUGCCCUGGGGCGCGGGAUACGCCGAGGUUAUCAAUGCUGAGAAGUCAGAGUUCAAUGAGGACCAGGCAGCCUGCUGUCAGAUCUCUGUCCGGAGGAGAGAGCCAGGCCUGGAGGAGGAUGAGGAAUGGCUGAUCCUGUGCUCCACACAGUUUCUGACUGGUCACUACUGGGCGCUGUUUGAUGGCCACGGUGGCCCAGACGCUGCCAUCAUCGCCUCCAACUAUUUGCACUACUGCAUCAAGCAGAAGCUGGAGGAGAUUGUGGGAGGCAUCACCGAGGCCCGGCCCCCCAUGCACCUCAGCGGGCGCUGUGUUUGUGACAGUGACCCCCAGUUCGUGGAGGAGAAGCACAUCCAUGCAGCAGACUUGGUGGUGGGAGCCCUGGAGAAUGCCUUUCAGGAAUGUGAUGAAGUCAUUGGCCAGGAGAUGGAAGCUACGAACCAGACAGGAGGUUGCACUGCUCUGGCUGCCCUUUAUUUCCAGGGAAAGCUCUAUGUGGCCAAUGCUGGGGACAGCAGGGCAAUUCUUGUCCUGAAGGACAGCAUUGUGCCCAUGAGCAGCGAGUUCACCCCUGAGUCAGAGAGGCAGCGAAUUCAGCACUUGGCUUUCCUUUUCCCCAAGCUCCUGGAUGGUGAAUUCACCCGCUUCGAGUUCCCACGGAGGUUGAAGGGAGAUGAUGUGGGCCACAAAGUCCUGUACCGGGAUUACUUCAUGGAGGGCUGGGGGUACAAGACGGUGGAGAAAGCUGACCUCAAGUAUCCUCUUGUCCAUGGUCACGGGAAGCAGGCUCGCCUGCUGGGCACUCUGGCCGUCUCUCGAGGCCUGGGGGAUCAUCAGCUCAAGGUCAUCGACACCAACAUUGAAGUCAAACCCUUCCUCUCCUGCAUUCCUAAGGUAAAUGUGUUUGACUUUGCUCUGCAUGACAUUAAGGAAGACGAUGUCCUCAUCAUGGCAACUGACGGCCUUUGGGAUGUUCUGUGCAACGACGAGGUGGCCCAUGUGGUCAGGAGCUUCCUUGCAGAAAACAGGACAGACCCUCAAAGGUUUUCAGAACUGGCCAAGUGUUUGGUAUGCAGGGCAAGGAGAAAGAAGAGAGGCCACCAGUGGAUGCUGGAUGACAGCCACGAGGCAUCCUACGAUGACAUCUCUGUAUUUGUCAUCCCACUACACAACAGGGAAGAGGACUGACUGUCAGGAUGACAAGCAGCAUCUCCGUGUCCCCUUUCUGUGAUGCCAUUCAGCAUCAGCCUGAGACUGAGGGACUUCUGCUGCUCUUCCAGCAAAACCAUUUGCAGUGGAACGUGAAAUGCACAGCCAGCACUUGGCACAGGAUGAACAAGAUUAGCUCCUUAACAACAUGCAAGAGAAGCACAGUGGGGAACAAAUCACUCCCCUUUCUCAUUGCUGGACCAAGGAGAACCUGCAAAGGGGGCCAUGCAAACCAAAGGGCACUUUUCCUAAGAUCUUUGAGGUACAGUGACACUCAGAUCCAUAUUUCUACUGAUCCCUCUCCCUUUUUAAUAUUGAACAAUAAGGAUCAAUUGAGAUCCAGCCGGUCUGAAGAGCUGGCUUUUAAUCAGACUUGAACUAAGCUGAACUGGAUGCAUAAGCUAAAGCAUCUCUUGUAUCCAUUUGCUGUAAUGUGAGAUGUGCUGAAAACCUGGGAGCUGCUGCCAAGACAGCACUGGGCACAGCUGUGCCUGUGGCAUGGGAAUGCUGGAGCAGUAGCCCAGAGCUCUCGAGACAGUUGCCAUUUGUAGGCAGCACCUCAAACCCAGAGGAUGUAGCCAGGUGAAGCUUCACCCUGAUGUACAGAAGCCUCCUGUGCGAAGAUAUGUGCCUUAUUUAAGAACACUGAAGUGUGUUAGUAACACAGUGUACAGAUUUCUAACAAAUCUUAAUCCACACUUGCUGACGCUUUCUCUAUUCAGGUUAUUUCUGAUAGCAAAGCAGGUUUUGUAGCGGCAGCACUGAUGAGAACCAAGGUGUUCAGUGCAUCAGCUGAUUCAGUAGAAGAGCUCCGUGUAAAAUAAAACCGGUUUGUUGCAAUUUGUCUGCAGUGCUGAAUUUCACGCACCUAUUCCAGCAGAAACACUGCAGCAGACACGCCAGAGUUGUCCUAAACUCUGAGGAUCUGCUUCCCAACCUGUUUAUUAGCCAGGAAAAUUCAGGUCUGGACAAGCUUCCCAUCUCCCCAAGUCCCCACUUUGGUUUUCAUUAUUCAUUACACAGGUUCCAGGAUUCUCUAGAGAAGCAGCCAAACCCCAGUGUGUGUUUAAUUUCCACAAGGAUGAAAGUCCAAAUAAAAGUACUUUUUUUUUUUCCCAUGCAUCUUACUGUGGGGUGUUAUUCCUGCUGAGGGUUUUACACAGAUCUGGGCUGGAGGAAAACAGCCUCAGAAAAUCACUGGGGAGUUUUUGCUUUUAAUUUGUCUUUGCUUGUCACCAGAAGCAUCCCCUUACCAGAAGUGCUGCAAGGGCUUGGUGUUGAAAGAUUAUUUCCAGCAGUGGGAGGAAACUCCCCCAGGAAUGGGGCAGCCUUCUUAGUUAUCUGCUCAUGGUUUAAGCAAGGGUUAGAAUAAAAACCAUUUCUCUCCAGCUUCACUUUCCCUCCAUCCUCUUAACUUUGACCUGAAAACAAUGCACAUGAGGAUUCACCCACGGUAAUGCUCCUGGCUGCUGUCCUCCCUUCCGUAGCUGUAACACACUUAUAUGCAUUAGCUGUAAUUACCCAAGAUUCCUGUCACCCAAAUUCAGGAAGUUAUUUUCUCACCUUGCUGAGAAAGAGUUCGGCUCUUCCAUCCAGACCACAGGCUGCUGUGAACACCUGUUUACCUAGGGCACCAUAGCUCCAUAAGUGACUGUCACAAGGCUUCCCUAUCCUGAUACAUUCAUAGGCAAAAAAAACCCUCUUAAAGUGGGCAAUUUAUGGAGGGGUAACUU
Motacilla alba alba is the source of this 3273-nucleotide messenger RNA. It is a transcript of the gene PPM1M, whose product is annotated as protein phosphatase, Mg2+/Mn2+ dependent 1M. NCBI's taxonomy places the organism in Eukaryota, Metazoa, Chordata, Aves, Passeriformes, Motacillidae. Gene Ontology annotation, molecular function: protein serine/threonine phosphatase activity. Gene Ontology annotation, biological process: protein dephosphorylation. The transcript has 10 exons. The record is from RefSeq and is a predicted model, not a curated record. The coding region runs from base 146 to 1519 and encodes 457 amino acids.